AUGUAUCCCAAGUACCUUCUCUUGACCCUUGCAGCCGGCGUCGCAGCCGUUCGCGUGCCGGACAACGCCGGGAGUUCGGGAGCCCUCCAGGCCUACGGCCACCGCGAGUCUUCCAGCACUCCACCACCCAGGCCGACCUUCCCUGAUGCCGACGACGACGACGAAUCGUCGUUCAGGCGCCCGCGCGGCCGUAUUAUUUCUGGACGUGUUAAGCCUCGCAGCUUCCGCGAGUCUCCCAGCACUCCACCACCCAGGCCGACCUUCCCUGAUACCGACGACCCCAAGGGCCACCGCGGUCCCAGGAGGUGCGACUCCACUCGUCUCAUGCCCAAGCGCGGCGGCGACAGCGACAAUGACAGCGGCAAUGACAGCGACGGCGCCUGCAGCGACGACGACGACGACCGCCGCCAGCUGCUGCGGUCUAAGAGCCAGUACCAAUCGCUCAAGCCGCUGCUCAGUGGCGAAUUUGGCUCCCAGACGGGAUCGCCGAAGCCCUCGACGCCCGGGAGCACUCGUUCCUCUGGCCACGGCAAGCGCAGCGUCAACCAGAAUGGCAAGCAGAGCAGCGGCGGCCAGCCCCACGGGUUUGUCUCGCUGGAGCAAUUGAGUGGGCCGAAACCUCCCGUCUUUGCGAACAACUGGCCGCCGCUGAGCAGGACCCUCUCGGGCGAAAGGCGUCCCGCCUAUGCUUCUACUGAGGAGGUGAAGAAGGAGAACAAGAAGGACGAUUUCAAGGCUGAUUGA
Messenger RNA from Pyricularia oryzae 70-15, 744 nucleotides. RefSeq lists its product as uncharacterized. The transcript has a single exon. The record is from RefSeq and is a predicted model, not a curated record. The coding region runs from base 1 to 744 and encodes 247 amino acids. NCBI's taxonomy places the organism in Eukaryota, Fungi, Ascomycota, Sordariomycetes, Magnaporthales, Pyriculariaceae.